UGCUCGACUCGACGGCCUGCUUGGCCCUGCAAGUGCGUUGACUAGCCAAAGGGAAAAAACCUUCCCGCGCCCAAACAACUUGUCUUCUUCCUCUCUCUCUCUGCCUCGCAUUUCCUUCAGCGCUGCAACACCGCAACACAGGAACCGGACUGACCGUCUCUCUCUUUGUCACUAGCUGCUGCGUCUCUGCUACUCAGCUUGCGCUCCUUACCUGCGUCUGCCGGCUCAAUCGAUCCUAUGUCCUGCCGUUAAAGCCGUCUCCAUGCCAACCCACAGUGACAUCAGCGCCCAUACGCAAGUCUCAGCUACUUCAAACGCGCCCACACGACCAACUUGUCCCCCGGAAAGCGACAGAAUAACCUCCUGGAUAGAGUCCGCAGAAGGCAGAAUCAACCCCGUGGCCGAUAAUGGCUCUUUGACGGCGCAGUCUCCUCCAACUACGGCGGGCGAGCGCCCUGAUUCUGACUCGGCUAUGACAACCGAUGAAGCUUUAUCUCCGCAGCGGCGUGAGCAGGAACAGCAGUCUCAGGGACCCGAGCCUGUGCCUGCAACGGGUGAUGACAGCACUUCUAACGAUGCUGCUGCUACGAUGCACUCCCCAGGAACAGGAAACAACGGUGCUGCAGGCUCGGGCAUAGUCGAGUCUCUGGCCACUGCCGAGGAGGUGCGUUCUCCUGUAUCGGACUCGACUGCCAUAACCGACGACUACGAUGAAACGGACGAGCCGAUGACCCCUACGACGAGCGUCUCUGCUGCCACUGAGAUCAAGGAUGAGCAGCGGGAGCCUGCUGCUGCUGCUGCUGCUGCUACUCCAGCCAUCCCCGACAUUCAGGCCACUCACCGGACUUCCAUGAGCUUUGAGUACUCUCAUGCCAGAGUAAGUCACGUCUCCCUCGAGUUUACAAAUACUUCGGACGGCCUGUGGGAGUACACUAAUGUACUGACACACGACUACUUGGCCAGCUCGUGCCAGACCACUCCUCCUCGUACUUCAGAGGGGGCAGCAGGUUUACCGGCACUCAACAGUCUGAGCAGCAGAUUUACACCGUCGACGUGGAGAUCAAGAACGUUGACAUGUCCGAGUCCUAUCUCUGCGGAUACCUCAAAAUUAAAGGCCUGACACCGGACCAUCCUACUCUAACAACUUUCUUCGAAGGCGAGAUAAUUGGCACCAAACAUACGUUCCAAACUCGUCAUGAGGACUGGGGCGCCACUGAAAAGACAGAUAUGCACCACUGGUCCCGAUUCCCAGCCUGGCGUCCCCUUUCUCGACUGGCCAAGCAGUCGAACUUCACCUUCAAGGACUAUGCUCAGCGGGAGAACAUCUUCAUGCGGUGGAAGGAAGCCUUCCUUGUGCCCGACCACCGUGUCAAGACCAUUUCCGGCGCCAGCUUUGAAGGGUUCUACUACAUCUGCUUCAACCAGGUUCAGGGUACCAUUAGUGGCAUCUACUUCCAUGCGAAGAGCGAAAAACACCAACAGCUUGAGCUCAAGCCUGUGGAGAACUACGGAUGCUGUGCUGCCAUCGAAUUCCGAUGAACCAACUUCAAUUCCUCAACGAACCCAAUUGAUCUCCCACCGUUUCGAUUUAGGCCGUCUCUUGUUGCCCAAAUGGCCUUGAUGAGCCCGUCGAUCACGUCCAAGCUUAUAUAAAUCCGCAUGGCCAUACUCUGUUCUUCCGUCAAAAACAUUAAUAUGGCAAACUGGCCCAGCCAAGGGAUGAUCUUCACUUUUUGUG
Molecule: messenger RNA, 1738 nt
Organism: Trichophyton rubrum CBS 118892
Lineage: Eukaryota; Fungi; Ascomycota; Eurotiomycetes; Onygenales; Arthrodermataceae
Exons: 3
Coding region: 263-1120 (285 amino acids)
Source: RefSeq, a predicted model, not a curated record